Molecule: messenger RNA, 1481 nt
Organism: Quercus lobata
Lineage: Eukaryota; Viridiplantae; Streptophyta; Magnoliopsida; Fagales; Fagaceae
Product: L10-interacting MYB domain-containing protein-like
Exons: 3
Coding region: 338-1267 (309 amino acids)
Source: RefSeq, a predicted model, not a curated record
CAAAUCGCAGAAAUUAGCAGAUGUUUGGCUGGGCGAAAUUUGUGGGAUUGCGUUUUUGAAUCAGCAGAUUUUCGCGUUUCAGGAAAGGCAAUUUCCCGUUGCGAUUCCGAUAUCGCGCGAUUUGCAAAUCGUGAUUCCGCCAGAAAUUUUUGCUGAAAACCAAAAAUAGCCUUCAGUCUUCUCCCUUUACCGUUGUGUCUCCAGUCCUCUCCCUUCACCAUAUAUAUCCUCAGUCCUCUGCCUCAACGCAUCAGCUUCACAAGGAUUGGUUCUCUCUUUAACGUUUUUGCUCUGCUCCGUGUAUCGACGUUCUUCAUCGCAAUUCCAGCCUUUCCAGAUGGGUAAGCCAUCCCAAAAUAGCUCAAAUGUUAGAGCUCAAUGGCCAUCAAGAGUAACAACUAUCUUUUGCGAAGCUUGUGUGGAUGAGGUAUUUAAGGGUAAUCGACCUAAUACCCACUUUAGUAAAAAGGGUUGGACAAAUAUUAUAGCAACUUUUGAAAAGAAAACUGGAAAGGAAUAUCCUAGGUCGAAGUAUAAGCAUAAAUGGGAUAGUUUGAAGAAAGAUUGGGUACUUUGGAAUAAGUUGAAGGGAAGUGAAACUGGAUUGGGAUGGGAUGCAGCCAAAGGAACAAUAGCUGCAACUGAUGAGUGGUGGGAGAGGAAACUAAUGGAGGUUCCUGAAGCUGCAAAAUUUCGAGAGAAAGGUUUGGAGAAUAUUGACUUAUUAGACAUUAUGUUUAAGGACAUUGCGGCCACAGGAGAUUUAGCAUGGGCCCCCACUUCAGGUGUGUUACCUGAUGAUCUUGAGACACCUAAGGAGGGGUUAGGUGAUACUUCUGCUGACUCAUCUUCUCCAAAUGAUGACGAUGACGUUCAUGAAGAUGAGACUCCUAACCCCACACAACCACCUAACCCAACACAAAAAAAAGGAAAGAAGCGAGUUUUACCAUCAUCCACACAGAGCAAAGGGAAGAAAGGAGGAACGGCAUUACAGUUGACACAACAACUUAGUCGUAUCUGUGAUGUUGUGGAGUUAAGGAACUCAGCUUUUUCAGUGGAGCCAAGUAGUACUAUUCGUAAUGUCAUGGAACGCGUGUGCACCUUAGAUGGCAUUGAGAAGGGUUCUGAACUCUACCUUAUGGCAGCACGUAUUUUUCAGAAACGAGAGAAGAGAGAGAUGUUUGUCGUGAUGGAAGAACCAUAUUUACAACUUCAGUUUCUGCAAGAGGAGGCAAGAUUGUUAGGAGGGCACUACUUUGGCACUUAGGGCGUUUUAUGUUUUAUCCUUUGAAUAAUGUUUUAUGGAAGAGAGAGAUGUUUUUCAUGGUUUGUUGUUUUAUCCUUCGAAUAAUGUGGUUGUUAGGGUGUUUUAACUUGUUGGGCUGUUAGGGUGUUUGAAUUACAAAGAUAGAGUGUUACAUGGAGGGUAAUUUUUUAUAUGGUGCUUUUGUAGUGAAUCUUAUGGAACUUUCUGAAUUUGA